Messenger RNA from Heterostelium album PN500, 2511 nucleotides. It is a transcript of the gene sec31, whose product is annotated as WD40 repeat-containing protein. Gene Ontology annotation, biological process: COPII-coated vesicle cargo loading; intracellular protein transport; endoplasmic reticulum organization. Gene Ontology annotation, molecular function: protein binding; structural molecule activity. NCBI's taxonomy places the organism in Eukaryota, Evosea, Eumycetozoa, Acytosteliales, Acytosteliaceae. The transcript has 4 exons. Bases 1 to 2511 code for a protein of 836 amino acids. Gene Ontology annotation, cellular component: endoplasmic reticulum exit site; COPII vesicle coat. The record is from RefSeq and is a predicted model, not a curated record.
AUGUCGAAAUUAAAGGAAAUUCAAAAGCAAGCGACAUUUGCAUGGAGUCCAUUGGUAGAUAAACCAGAUCUGAUGGCAACCGGUACUGUUGCCGGUACAAUCGGUUUGGACUUUGAUACCAGCUCAAAGUUGGAGUUGUACUCAUUGGACAUCACCGGUCAAUCACCACAGAUGACUCUGAAAGGAACGGUCAACGCAGACAGUCGUUUUCAUAAAUUGGUAUGGUUACCAUCGCAUGCCGGUCAACCCAACGGUUUAGUUGUUGGUGGUAUGGAAAAUGGUUCAAUCGGUAUCUGGAAUCCAUCAAAAAUAUUAGCUGGUGAAGAUGCACACGUUGGAACUGGACAAAAACACAGUGGUCCAGUACAAGCAUUGGAUUAUAAUAUUGUACAACCAAACUUGAUUGCAUCUGGUGGAAAUGAUUCAGAAUUAUUCAUUUGGGAUUUGUCAAAUCCAAGUUCACCAUCUGCUUACUCUCCAGGAAACAAAGCUCAACAAUCAGAGAUUACUUCCAUUUCAUGGAAUAGAAAAGUUCAACAUAUUAUUGCAUCAGCAUAUUAUAAUGGUAAUACCUAUGUUUGGGAUUUGAAGGCAAGAAGAUCGAUUAUAAACUUUAGUGAUAGAAACAGAAAGUGUUCGACAAGAUCGAUUCUUUGGAAUCCAAACGAGGCGACCAGCAUCGUUACCGCCUCGGAGGACGACGACCACCCAGUCAUCCAGACCUGGGAUUUGAGAUAUAUUAACACUCCACUGAAAACACUGGAGGGACAUCGUCGUGGUGUCUGGGGAUUGUCGUGGUGUCCGUUCGACUCGAGCCUCUUGCUCUCCUGCGGCAAAGACAACCGUACCAUCUGCUGGAACAUCGAGAAGGGUGAGAUUCUCUGUGAGUUUGAAUCGAGCACCGACUCGAAUCACUGGAACUUUGACGUGCAAUGGUCGCCACGUAUCCCAGCGGUCGUCGCCACCUCGUCGUUCGGUGGAAACAUCAAUGCUUUCUCGUUGCAAGACGUCAAUCCACGCGCUGCUACUCCCGCGCCAAACGCACUUGGCGUCGUCGAGCCAGUUGCCGCACCGCUCUUCAAGCACACACCAUCGUGGUUGCAGCGUCCAGUCGGUGCCGCCUUUGGAUUCGGUGGUAAGAUCGCUGUGUUUGGCCGUCGCAAACCAGUUGGAACCAGUCCAGGUGCACCGGGCACUGUUGCCGCACAGCAACGUACCAUCCACAUCUCACAGGUCGUCACCGAGCAAGGUUUGUUGGAGCGUGCCGACAAGCUGGAGAACGUAUUGAAACAGCGAAACUACGAGCAAUUCUGCGAGGAGAAGAUCAACGCAUCGACCUCCGCCGAGGAGAAAGCGACCUGGGGAUUCCUUAAGGUGCUCUUUGACGAAUCCAGUCGUAAGAAGAUUCUCAACUAUCUUGGACACGACGUCGAAUCCACACAAAAUGAAUUACAAAACUUCCUAAAGACACUUCCAGAACUAAAGAUUUCCAGUGGUGAUAAAGAGAAUAAACAAGAUAGCCAACAACAACAAGAGGAUGAACAACAACAACCAACAGAAAAUGGAGAUAACAAUUCAACUGAAGGUGGAGAGAAGAAGGAUGUUUUCAGUUUGUUCAAAUCAUCGACUGACGAAUUGCCAUUGGAGGUUGUCAAGAAUUUGAAUAUCGUUCCAAUCUCGUUCCCAAAGGACGGUGACGAACAAUUGAUUACCAGAUCUUUGUUGAUCGGUGACUUUGCCACUGCUGUUCAGUGUUGUUUGCGUUUGGGUCGUAUGGCAGACGCGUUGAUUUUGGCAUCGUGUGGAAGUACCGAUCUCUGGAAGAAGACACAACAAGCCUAUUUCGAAAUCGAACAACGUCCAUUCACCAGAGUUCUCAGUUGUAUUGCACGUGAAGACUUUGCCACUCUCGUCCAGAGUGCCGACCUCAAAGACUGGAAGUCGACACUCUCCAUCCUCUGUACCUACGGUACCGAGGAGAACUUCAAGCGUUUGGCCGGUGUGCUUGGUGACCGUCUAGACGCCGCUGACGACACCGAAGCAGCCACUCUCUGCUACAUCUGCGCCUGUGACAUUGACAAGACCGUCAACAUCUGGACACGUUCACACGCAUCCAAUAAGGAGUCGAGCAACAGCGAACUCUUGAAUCUCAUUGAGAAGGUCAGCAUCUUUAGAAGCGCAACCAACUCCACCACAUUGUCCAACGACACACUCGCUUCGAAAUACUCCAAGUACGCAGAGAUUCUCGCUUCUCAAGGUCACUUGACCGAUUCACUCCGUUAUCUCUCUGCACUCAACACCACUCACCCAUCUUCUGACCCAAGCGGACUCGUUCUCUUGGAUCGUGUCUAUCGUGCCGCUCCAAAUGUACAAGGUAUCGCUCCACCACCCUUCCCAUUCCCAAUCGUCGAUGUCUAUCCAUCUGGAGGUGCUCCACGUACUCAAUUCCAACAACCAAUUCAAAAUCAACAACAACAACAACAACAACAACAUCAUUCCAACAACCAAUAA